Messenger RNA from Bemisia tabaci, 1626 nucleotides. NCBI's taxonomy places the organism in Eukaryota, Metazoa, Arthropoda, Insecta, Hemiptera, Aleyrodidae. The record is from RefSeq and is a predicted model, not a curated record.
UAUCACCAGCCGCUUGUCGCGUUUGACCAACAUCGCCAGUCAUUUCGUUCAGCUACCUCGCAACGCAAUGUACCUGUGUGUUGUGUUCUUCCUUAUCUGUGGUACGGCUGGGGCCUUUCAGGACUCUAACGAAAAUGAUGGUCUGACUGGUCUAAGGCCCUUGGGGACGGCGAAAACAAACCACAAUGCGCAGGACGAAAAACACAGGAGAUUUCAGGAACAGGCAAAAGCCCUCGCCCAGAUUAGCGAUCCCUUUAAUCGGGAAAGAUUAAUUUAUAUUCAAUUACUACAACUUAAAGACGCGCAGGAAGAGUCAUUAAAACUGAAAGAAGAAAACGCGCAGGACGAAAAACACAGGAGACUUUGGGAACAGGCAAAAGCCCUCGCCCAGACUAGCGAUCCCUUUGAUCGGGAAAGAUUAAUUUAUAUUGAAUUACUAAAACUUAAAGACGCGCAGGAAGAAUCAGUAAAACUGAGAGAAGAAUCAGUAAAACUGAGAGAAGAAUCAGUAAAACUGAGAGAAGAAUCAAAAAGAACUGAAGGAAAUCUGAAAGAAGAAAACAUAAGAUUACAAGAGGAAAUAUCCAUCAUUCUCGCCGGGAACAUAAUUGAAAAAUUGGAAGAGACAUAUGGAAAACAAUUCGGAACAGAAAUCGAUAGAGGAGAACGAUGGACCUUGAUGAUGGAUUUGAACGAUCCGCCUAUGUUAUUCAUGUCAAAAACAGCUAAUGAUAAAGGGGUAGGUAUUGAUGAUUUGGCAGAGAUUGUAAAGAAAAUAAUGAGAAUCAGGGAUGAAAAGGUGCAUGAUCAGAUUCUGGAGCGAAAAUUUCCGAAUAUUUGUGAAAGUUUUCGUAAAGACCACUUGCAUGUGUACAAUGGUUGGUAGGUGUGUUAGAAAAGGCCUACGAAAUUAUGUUGAAACAAAAAGAGUUGCAAGAAAAAAAGUUGAGAGAAAAAAAGUUGAGAGAAAAAAAUUUGAAAGAAACUGAGUUGAAAGAAACCAAAAACAAUCAUGAAAGUCUACGUAGUGAGACCAAAUAGAUGAAACAUUAUAGCUUCUGAAAUAAUGAUUAAAUCAUUUUUUUUGUACAGAGGUUCAUUUUUGAAGUUGGUCAUCUUCUGUUUGUUUAGAGACUGAAAAGUCUAGUAAAAAAUGAUAAACAUGUUUUCCUGAUAAUUUUCAAAUAAAUCUAAUUUUAAUUUUGCCUCCGUUCGUAACCACUGAAGCUCAUCAAGAAGUUGUAUAUUUGGUUCAGAAUCAGCUUUGUUUAACUUCCCAAUCAGAUAUAAGUUUUUCAAUGAAUUUGUCCGACUUAGAGCUACAUACAAUAAACUGGUUGUUUUAAAUCUUAUUGCGUUAUAAUGGACACAUACUAUUUCAUAAGUGCUUUCGUGUGACUUAUGUAUAGAAAUUGCAGCCGCUGGAGUUAUAGGAAACUGUUUCCGUGUCACUGUUAUAUUGUUUUUAUAAUUAUUUUUAGUGUUACUUCAUGUCUCUUGAUUGGUACACUAUCUACUUCAUUUGUAGUAGUCAAUGCGUGAUUAAAAUGUGGAGAUGUAAUCCUUUUUGCCGCACUUCCUAUUGAAGGAUCUUCAAAUUUAAAAUAAAGUUGUGUUGGAAUGUCA